AUGUCACCGCCUUUGACUGUCACUGUGCGUGGCCGGACCUUCGAGCCAACACCUGUGUUCGAUACAUUUUGGCGUUUCGCGGCAGAAAGACACGCUAUUACCGAGAAGCGUUUCAAAGGCCUCCCCGCCCCAUGGACGAAUGACCCCAUUUUAGAAGCUUAUCCUUUCUGCAACACGUACCGGGUUCUAGAUCGGGUAAGCCAAUACUUGAUCGCAGAAGUCAUCGAAAAAGGUUCUCAAGAUCCCACCGAACUUGUGUUUCGAAUUCUGCUUUUCAACACUUUUACGAGCAUCAACACGUAUGAAACUCUGCGAAAUGCGAUUACACCUUUCACUUGGUCCACCUACGAGCGAGCCAAUUACGAACGCGUCUUGCGUGGUUUGUACGAUGACAAAGUCUCGAUAUAUACUGGGUCUUUUCAAAAGCCUGCACCUAGUCUAGGCUUUGUGGAAAACUUCAUGAACCAUCUCGUUUUCAUGGAGGUCCUGAUGAAAAAGUUGCCCAUGCGGUGCGCAAAGGCCGAGUACGUCGCAGACGUCUUUGAAUGGUUGUGCACCUUUAAGAGCAUGGGAGACUUCACUGCGUACCAGCUAGUGCUGAACCUAUCCUAUUCAAAUGUUUUGAACUUCUCGGACUACGAUUUUGUGGUGGUCGGGGUGGGUUCACGUCGCGGCCUUCAACGCUGCUUCAAAGGUCAAAUUCCUCGCGCAUGCGAGGUUGACAUAAUCCGAUGGAUGCAACUCACGCAAAGCGAUCAUUUCUCGCGCCUCAAACUGAAGUUUAAUGGCUUGGGGUCCGAGUCUCGACCUAUUAUGCUGAAGAUCGGCACAACACCCCGUCGCCCCUUUCGCCCAUCUGGAGAACUUCCAGAGAUGCGUCUUCCAAAGGCAUGGACGCUUCCUGCGCGGCUAUCGCUCCGUAUUAAAUGCCCGGAGGAAGCAGAAGUCGAGUUCAUCGAGAAGUUUGUCGUGUCCUCGAUCCAAUCGCACCGAGGAGUUGAAGGCGAAAGAGAAUUUUUAGUGUACUGGGAGGGAUACAGCUCGGAUGAAGCUUCAUGGGAACCUGAAGAUAUGCUCGCCGAUGAUGCACCCAAUGCCAUCAAGGAAUAUUGGAAGCGUCCUGUUGACUCUAGCACUUUGUAA
This is a messenger RNA of Suillus bovinus, 1143 nucleotides long. RefSeq lists its product as uncharacterized. NCBI's taxonomy places the organism in Eukaryota, Fungi, Basidiomycota, Agaricomycetes, Boletales, Suillaceae. The transcript has 4 exons. The record is from RefSeq and is a predicted model, not a curated record. The coding region runs from base 1 to 1143 and encodes 380 amino acids.